Momordica charantia (bitter melon) is the source of this 1783-nucleotide messenger RNA. RefSeq names its product Exostosin family protein. Lineage: Eukaryota; Viridiplantae; Streptophyta; Magnoliopsida; Cucurbitales; Cucurbitaceae. Gene Ontology annotation, molecular function: glycosyltransferase activity. The record is from RefSeq and is a predicted model, not a curated record.
AACAGAAGCAAGAACCUCGAGGAGUGAGAAAUUUCACCACCGACAAUGGCGGAUCAUCUUCUUCAUCUCCACACUCUCAAUCCAAUUCCAAGGUAAAAUUUCUCAUUCUUUCUUUCUCGAGACAUCAGAGAGUGAUCACAAUUUCUUUUAACUUCCAUAUAUCAUGGCCUGCAAAUCAAAUCCCAAUUUGUUCUUGUUUCUGUUUAUGGUAUUCAUUGAAUUGAGACUCGCCCAGCAGAUUUCCCGCACUGAAAACGAUCCAAAAGACUGUAAAGAUCGUUGGAUUCACAUCAGAAGCCUCCCCUCCCGAUUCAAUCUCGAUCUCCUUUCCAAUUGUUCUGAAUACCCAAUUUUCGAUGAUUUUUGCCCUUAUUUGGCCAAUCACGGCCUCGGCCAAAAGACUCACAAUCGCUCUCAUAGUUGGUACAGAACCGAUCCCUCGAUGCUUGAACUUAUUUUCCAUCGCCGAAUGCUUGAAUAUCCUUGCCUGACCUCAGAUCCGGAUUCUGCUGAUGCGAUUUAUCUUCCUUAUUACGCCUCCAUCGAUGCCCUGAAAUACCUCUAUGGCCCCGAAGUGAACUCCAGCGCCGAGCACGGCCUCGAGCUCUUCGAUUUCCUCCGCCGGAACCAGCCGGAAGUGUGGAACCGCCGUUUCGGGCAUGACCAUUUCUUGGUCAUGGCGAGGCCGGCCUGGGAUUUCUCUCAGCCGUUGGAGAACGAUCCCCCGAUUUGGGGCACUUCGUUCUUGGAAUUGCCGGAGUUUUUCAAUGUCACGGCGUUGACGUACGAGGGCAGGGCUUGGCCAUGGCAGGAGCAAGCCAUUCCUUAUCCCACUUCAUUCCAUCCCCCCAAUCUCGCGUUCUUGGAGUCUUGGUUACAGAGAGUCAAGCAAUCUAAACGCUCCACUUUGAUGCUCUUCGCUGGCGGGGGCGGCGUCUCGGUGACUCCCAACAUCCGCCGGAGCAUCCGUGACGAAUGCGAGAACACCACCGCCACCACCGAUGGCGAUUACCCCGCCACCGCUGGGGGCGUUGGCCGCAAUCGCGAUGCCAGUCUGUAUUCAAACUUGUGUGAAGUUGUGGAUUGUUCCAAUGGGAUCUGUGAGCACGAUCCUGUUAGGUACUUGAGGCCAAUGUUGCAGGCAACUUUCUGCUUGCAGCCACCCGGAGACACCCCGACACGGAUGUCGACAUUCGACGGGAUCCUCGCCGGGUGCAUACCGGUGUUCUUCGAGGACCUGUCGGGGAAAUCUCAGUACAAAUGGCACUUGCCGGAGGAGCAGUUUGAGGAAUUCGCAGUGACAAUACCAAAAGAAGAUGUGGUGUUCAAAGGGGUGAAGAUUUUGGAUGUGUUGAUGGGAAUUCCUAGAGGGAGAAUCAGAAGGAUGAGAGAGAGAGUGAUAGAGCUAAUUCCUAGAGUGAUGUAUAGAAAGCAUGGAAGUUCAUUGGGUUUAAGAACCAAGAAAGAUGCAUUUGAUGUAGCCAUUGAAGGGACAUUGCAGAAGAUUGGAUUGAGAGUGAAAGAAUUGAAUUCAGAGUAACAGAACAGAGAGAUGCUGGUUUAUCAGUGUUUAUUUGUUUCUGUAGAGCUUUUUCAGGUCUCUUUUUGGCUAAAUUUAUGUAAUUAUCCAUUAUGUUUUAUGGUUUGAUUUGUGAAUAAGAGAAUUCUUUGGCAAAAUUGUGGACUUUUUAGAAGAGAACUGAGAUCCAAAUGAAGAAAGGAGUGUAAGAAACAUAGGCUAUUUGGGUGAAAGGAAGAAGAAUGAACUUUGUGUUGAGUUCAA